This is a messenger RNA of Funneliformis mosseae, 2088 nucleotides long. Lineage: Eukaryota; Fungi; Glomeromycota; Glomeromycetes; Glomerales; Glomeraceae. The record is from the annotation of a GenBank genome assembly.
AUGAGUAAACGUCACGUAAAACCUUUAUCAGUUUUGAGAGAAGAGGUUCAACAGGAAUAUCAAAAAACACGUGAAGACUUUUAUGAUUCAAAGCUGUCAGAAAGCAAGGCCGCUGUGCAUGAAAGUAGUGAAAAAAUAAAGAAAUUACUUCAAGAAAAUGAAAGACAUUUUAAAAUAAAAAUACCAAAAUUUCAUGGUGAACCAUAUCCUGAAAUUGAUAGCUUAUAUGUUCCAAAAGGAAAAAAUGCUGGUGGACCAAGUCCUUCCAAAUCUCCAAAGGAAAAAAAACCUGCUAAAAUUGAUUUAAAUAUUCAAGAUUCCUUAUCAGCAAGUCACCGUAAAAAACGUUAUGAAAAACGCAAGGCGGCUAACAUUCCUGUACAAAAUCAAAUUCCAAGAUAUGCUCUCUGGACUCCAAUAAUAAGGAGCUCCAAGACAGAAGAUGAUCCCGUAUUAAGACAUCUUUAUUAUUUUGGCGAAGAUAGUGAAGAUGAUGGAGAUAUGGAUUAUUCUGAUGUAUAUGAAGAAAGUAUCGUUGGAAAAAAUGCCAUAGAUCCAGAAGGAGAGCAGAUAGCUGUGAGAACUUUACAUCGUAUCUUUAAUCAGAAUAAUAUUUCAAUCGGACUUGUUGAGAAAUCACUUUUCAAGAUUGAUCCUAAACAAAGCAAAGGUGUCACUACAUCAUCUAGAAUGGGUCGAUCACCUGUGACAGCUAACCGUGCAAUUGAGGUUGAUGACCACGAUGUUGAAAUUGUAGAAGUGGUCGUUAAUGCUCUUGCUAAAAUUUUAAAAGGGAAAGAAAUCAAGAAGUUAUUAUACAAGUAUUUGGAAUAUGCUCGUAAAUUUGAAUCUCCAUUAUUUACAACUGAAUCAACAAGUAUUCCAGACGACUCAAGUGAUAUGGACAUAGACUCAAGUAGUGAGGGUAGCAUAAAUUCAAUUAUGCAUUCAUAUUCUAGUUUGUGGUGUCGACGAUGUUAUGUGUAUGACUGCAAGCUCCAUGGUACCGAUUUUAGACCAUCUGAAAACAAAAAACGUCUUCGAACACCGAAUGAUAGAAAUAAACCUUGUGGAGCUGAUUGUUAUAUGCAUCUUAAAAGAGAGGCACGUUCUCCGUAUGAUAAAUGGAAUGAUGUCGAAAUCGCCUUAUUUAAUAAGGCUGCAUUGCUUAUGGGAAGCAAGAAUUAUUGUCAAAUAGCUGAGAUUAUUCCAAGUAAAAAUUGUAAACAGGUCUAUCGACGAUCUCGAGAACUUGGUGAAGUUGAAAAAGAGCAAGAGGUUGAGGUUGGAUCAUCUUCAGAUGAGGCUAGAAAGAAGAAUAGAAAAAUUUUGACUAAAAUUGAAAUUGAUGCGGAAAAUCAUUCGGAGUAUCACCCUUGUGAUCAUCCUGGCCGUCCAUGUGAUUUCAAUUGUCCUUGCAAGAAAGGCAAUGUUCCAUGUGAAAAAUAUUGUCACUGUGAUCUCGAUUGUCCAAGACGAUUUCCUGGUUGUAACUGUUAUGGAUUUGGAAAAACAUGUAGUAAUCGUGGUUGCAUAUGUUUUACUAAUUAUCGAGAGUGCGAUCCAGAUUUAUGUGGAUGUACUGCUUCAGAAUGCAACACAAAUCAUUCGGUUUCUGAGAAUGAUAUGGGGAGAUCUCUAUGUAAAAAUGUUGCAAUACAAAGAAGGCAAGCUAAGCAUACCAUUGUCGGCGUAUCUACGGUGGCAGGAUGGGGACUUUUCGUGAGAGAACUUGUCAAGAAAAAUGAAUACUUGGGAGAAUAUAUUGGAGAAGUUAUAUCACAGGCCGAAGCUGAUCGUCGUGGUAAAAUUUAUGAUAAACGAGGCACCAGCUUUUUAUUCAAUUUAAAUAAAGAUUUUGUUGUAGACGCGACUCGUAAAGGAAAUAAGUUUAGAUUCAUUAAUCAUUCACAAGAUCCAAAUGCAUAUUGUCGUGUCACUUUGGUUAAAGGGGAACAUCGUAUUGGAAUAUAUGCUUUGUGUGAUCUUGAACCUGGUUCGGAAUUAUUCUUUGAUUAUAGAUAUGAUGGGGAAGCCUUGAAAUUUGUACCCUUUGAACGUGAAUGUGCUAGUAGUCCUAUGAAAUAG